This is a messenger RNA of Nelumbo nucifera (sacred lotus), 540 nucleotides long. The record is from RefSeq and is a predicted model, not a curated record. Lineage: Eukaryota; Viridiplantae; Streptophyta; Magnoliopsida; Proteales; Nelumbonaceae.
AUGGCCAUUAAGGACUUCUCCUUUGUCAAGUGGCCUCCUAGGUUGAGGGGAGAUCCAGCAACAAGAAACAGGAAUGUCUACUGUCACUUCCACAGAGACCACGGGCACAGUACAGAGAACUGUAGAAACCUCUGCGACGAGAUAGAAGAGCUCAUCCGCCGUGGGUAUCUAAAAACUUUGUACAACGAGAAGAAAGAAACCAUGCAGAUCGGCCAACAGAUCAGCAGGCGGACCAGAGAAGGAAUGCCCCUGAGUCUAGUAAUAGGCAGAACGAGCAGCCGCCAUGGGUACACUUCAGCAGCCGGACGAACCUCAGUCCGCGAACUAGAAAGUGAGGAGCAGAACCCGCUAGAGCGGCUCCGACUUGAAGACCCGAUUCACUUCACGGAGGACGAUGCGCGUGGGAUCCAGUAUCCUCACAACGACGCCCUGGUGAUAAAGCUGAGGCUAAACGACUUCAAAGUCAAGCGCAUCUUGGUGGACUCGGGUAGCUUGACAGACAUAUUAAUCAAGGACACAUUCGACAAGUUGCAGCUCUAG